Mercenaria mercenaria is the source of this 1861-nucleotide messenger RNA. RefSeq lists its product as uncharacterized. Bases 171 to 1763 code for a protein of 530 amino acids. The transcript is spliced from 4 exons. Lineage: Eukaryota; Metazoa; Mollusca; Bivalvia; Venerida; Veneridae. The record is from RefSeq and is a predicted model, not a curated record.
CUACAAAGCAUAACUACGCCAUUACUGAAUAUGACCACGUAAGGAGUAAACAACAUUGCUGCAUAUGUUAUUCAAUACGGCGAGUUAUCAAUAGAUUUUGUUGUUCCAGCGGUAGUUGAGAAUCUUGGCAAAACUAUUACAAGUCAGACAGAGCAAACAUAUAACUGUCAAUGUCUGGAUACGUCUGGCUUAUAGACCACAGAAGGUCUCAACAUAUGAAUCAAAGGAAAAUUCCCAAGAAAAUUAAAAGUGUUAUAGACGAUGACCUUGCGACAUUUUGCGAGGACCGAAGUCUGACAAGGACUCAAGUUAGGUUGAGAGAGAAACUAAAGCGAAAACAGAGCAGUGAGAUAUUCGAGUCGCAAGUUUCCCAAAGUAUGGGCGCAGUUGGCACUAGAACAAAACAGAGAUCAAACAAGAGAAAGAAGAACAGAAGGAAACACAAGACGACGUUGGACGAAAAUCUUCUUCCUGAUGACAAACCCGCACUUAUCGAAGGUACCGCGUGCGAUGUACUAGUAUCUCAUAUUGACAAGUUUGUUGGAACUGAAUCUGAUGAUCGCACUCACAAGGAAAUACCCAUGGAUUUGGAAAAAGGAGAUGCAAAAAUUGAACAUAUUACUAAGAACAUGCCGUCUUGUUUUGAGAGAAAGGAAAUAGCGAAACUAUUAGCCAUUGAUCUUGAAAACUUUCGUCGGGAUCUCAGGAAACGUCCUAUGAUUGAGUUACAAGUUUUUGAAAGAAAGGGUCAAAUUGCAAAACUGAACUCAGAGGUAAUGAAGUUGAGGAUGGAGCUAUCUAAACCACCGAAGGUAAUGUGUCAAACUUUACAAAAUUGCAAUUCUUCUAAAUCCUCAAAACUGAAACCUGAAAUGCCGUAUAACAAACAUGACCGUGGUUUGAGUUCAGCCGAGAAGACAUUACGCAUGCUACAUAGAACUGUGCGGCAGCGGACGUGUCCAGGGAUCUGCUUAGUGUUUGGUAUGUACAGCGGAAUUCUUAAUUUUAUUGAUCCCAAAAAUCGGUUUUUGCUACCAAUAGAUGGACCACCAACUGCAAAAGCAGACAAAGUCAUCAAAAUAAAAUGGAUCAACGAGGAGCAAAGAGAGGUAUUCAUUGAUUAUCUUGCCAGUAGAUUAGUUUCUUUGUAUAGAAGGUACUUUUUGCCGCCAAGGCAAAUUUUUCUUAAACACCGCAAUUCAAGACAACACUUUGUUAUGGAAAGUGAAGCAAUGAUGUUGACGAUCUACAGAAUGUUAACAAUGUCCUAUUUAGCUCAACUUUUACAAUAUCGCACAAAGCAAAACACCUCUCGAAUGGAAAAUAGUUCAUUGCCAAAUUCAACAAAAGGAACACUGUUAUUGUUUGGAAUGGAAGUCAAAUGGAUGGUUAGUAUUUUACAGAAUGCGUAUGUGGUUCAAUGCAAGGGGGAACAACUCUUAACUGCAGGAACUGAUUUCUGGAAUCUUUUAGAGGGUUUCGCUGCUUGCCUUAUACACCAAACGCCACAAAGAAAGACACUUUCUUCAGAGCUUAUGUACAUUGUUCGAAAGAUGAUUUCCGCUAAUAAGUGUUCACCAAAUUCAGUAACAGAUGGCAAUUUGUUGACGCCCAGACGUUAUUGCAUGCAAAGCGACCGCUCAUUGCAAAAUGUCAGAGUUGAGGGUGGCCGGCGCCGGGUUCGGUUACAGGCAUGUAGAAUCUGCGAUGAUGGCGAUCUUCAGGAAAAUUAUGGAAUAAGAUUAUGUUUGUGUUUAGAGUAGGAAUUUGGUACAAUCAAAAGCAUGGUUUGGAUAUAUAUUUUAUAUACUGAAGGAAUUUGUUGAAUGUUUUGAAAGUUUGAUUAAUUAUUAUAAAGUGA